CGCAAAUCCAGUCUACAAUUGGGUCUCAAAUCCAAGUGGAACAACACUCGAGACUUUUUUCGCUUUUGCAGCAUUCCGGUGGAGACUGCCAAAAUUCGUGCUCCUGUGGCAGAUCGCAAAAGCACAACAGGGUUCACAUGGAUCGACAUAGAAAUGUUGGAGCCAUUCAGCUUGAUUCAAUACCUUUGGACUGAAGUGGGGCUGGAUGUUGGGAGUGCAGAAGUGGAAACUUUUUGGAAAGAACACCGAGCUCGGGGAACGAAGUGGGCCAUGAACACCUCAGAAAAUUCAUUUAUCCCCUUGGGCAUUUAUGGAGACAGCUGUCGAGUUCGACAAAUUGCACACCAGCCAGUGCACAAAGCCUUGGGAAUAUUCUUGAAUUGUCCACUCUUUCGGCCUCGGAACUCGAGGGCAUCAAGAUGGCUUGUGUGCACGCUCGACGAACGACUUCUCUACAAACAUAUCACUCUCAACAAAAUUUUUGCCAGGAUUACUUGGAGCCUGAACUGCUUGUGGGAAGAUCGGUUCCCUUCUUGUGGCCCCAAUGGGGAGACUUUGGAAGGGAAGUUUCGUGAUCGCAUUGGACAGCAAAUUACAGGCCGCCGCUUUCAGGUGGUCGAGUGUCGUGGGGACUGGCUUUGGCACAAACAAGUGUUCCGCUUCAACUCAACUUGGACAGCAGGCAAAAACAAGCCAGUGUGCUUUGCGUGUCCGGCUUACGCAGUUGGGGAUGCCAAGUACUAUAACAUCCAGGAGUCAAGUCCUUUGUGGCAGCGGCUGUACAUGUUUGAACAGUUCCUGGGGGUUGAGAUGCCUCCUGUCGGGCCCAGCCCUUUGCCCCUUUUGAGGGGAUUUCAUCAUUCGUGCAUCGCCUUUUGCUCUAUGCAUUGUAUCAACCUUGGCUUGAUGUAUGGCUGCAAUGGAAGUUGUUUGAUGGCUGUCCUUGAAGAAACUGACAUGUUUGGCCGUCCUGAUGAACUCAGUCUUCAGGAGCGCAUGGACCGCGCAUAUUUGAACUUCAGAGCUUUUUGCAAGGCUGCUAAGGUGCCAUGCAGUCAGCCAGCAUUCACAGUGAAGCUGGUUGUGAAGAAAGGUGGAGAAAUCUUGAUGACGGGGAAAGCAUACAACAAUCGUUGUAUACAGCUGUGGCUUUCAAGUGUGAUGAGAGUUGCGGCUGAGAGCUACCCUGCAGUUGAGCGGCUUGCAGAGAUGUCUGUGUGCAUGUUGCCUGGUUGCGGUGGUGUUGAUUAA
This is a messenger RNA of Durusdinium trenchii, 1251 nucleotides long. The record is from the annotation of a GenBank genome assembly. NCBI's taxonomy places the organism in Eukaryota, Dinophyceae, Suessiales, Symbiodiniaceae.